UGUGCCUUGUUUGUUCCUCUUAUGCCCUAAGGUCAGCAAAAACUUUUUCCAAUGUUUUCAUUCCGUCCACAAUGUGCUCGUCCACUGCAGCAGCUCUGUUUGCGACGUAACAUCGCUUUCUCGUCUCCGAGAUUCGCCUCUCCGCAGGAUGCUGCGUCGGAAGACGCCUUGGAGCAAGCUGAGCGCGUAGACGCACAAGCUGCCCGGCCCACCCAGGACUCCGACUCCAAGCUGGAAGACAUCUCCACACAGCUUAGCACAUACCGCGGGUUUCUGAAGGCCAUGGACAAGUACAGAGUCGCACAGCCGAAUAACUACAUCUCAGGGGAAACGAGAGCCCCGUUCCCCAUGAAUUACUCCUUCAAGCCCCCGAACCCCAUAUCCGAUGCCGUGAAGACGCAAAUGUACGAGCAGUACAUGUUGGACCCAAGGAGGAAUAACAUCCGUGUCCUGUCUCAACGGUUCCACGUCAGCCUGAAACGUGUCGACGCUAUCCUGAGGCUCAAAGGAUUGGAGGCCGCUUUUGUCAAGGUACUGUUUUGUCUCGUGACAUUCUACGCUGAUCGGUACUGAACACUAUGGAUCUUUGCUUCUCAGGAUGAAAAACCUCUCCAAACUGGCUUCCAAUGGGGCAUGGAAAUGCUGCUCGGGGUCCGCGAUGGUCCGGGCGUGCAAUUCAGCAACGUUCACGCUGCUGAUCUCCUCGAGGAGAAGGAGAAUCGUGACGCAGAACGGCAGCGUUUCCAGAGACAGUACUGGGAGUCUGCGUACGAUGAUGGCAAGGAACCCAUCCUACCAGCUGCUCUGCAGCACGCCAAGCUUCUCGCCGAGCGCUUGGCUGCAGAGUCACUGGCCAACAAGUCUAAUCCUCGUUUGAUGCCGCGGUUCCCCGACACAGCUACGAUCAAGUCGCCUCGAGAGCCGGUUCAGAAGGUCACACGACCUGGUCGGAUGCCGAUACACUUUGUCGACAUUGGGGGCAAGUUUAUUGACAUCAAGGAGCGGGAACGCCGGAUUAAGGCUGGGGGCAGACGCCACGGGGUGAAUGCGCGCAGGUCGCACCUGAAGGUGCUCUCGGGAUCGAUCAUGGGUCGCACGCCCAGCGAACGAGGCUUGCGGGCGGGGAUCAAGCGUCGGGAAGCGGCGGCGGCUGCCGGGACUGCUGCUGUGCUUUCUGCUUAGUAGUGUGUACUCUAUCUAUCUCUUAAUGUGAUUUCUCCGAGCUUCUCUCGUUGAUAGCCUGGAGCGAUCAGAGUAUGCAUCCUGCGCCAAGUCAUUGUGUCCUUCCGAGUGUGGGGCAGCUUGCGCUGUUCCGGCACCAAUCACCGAUCACAAGCUUGAGGCGGUCCAUGAAGCCCCGGCUUUGUUGGCUCACCGUGUGUUAACUCCACCUGGAGAAGGGAUCCCGGUGUCGGCAUCAUCCGCACCGACUUGGCUAUCACCGCAUCUCGUGAGCGAUACUGAACGGUGGUAUGGUCCAUGUGUAAUUUCUAGACGCGCGUUUGCGCGCCCGACGGUCUCAAGAAAUACGGCAAGCCUUCGACUGCCUGGCAUGUGAACUGAUCGAGGCACUUGAUUUUAAUGCCAAGAGCAGCACAGGGCAGGAGGGUGUCCUUGGGUGCCUCGUCAAACGCCGACGCAAAUAUAGCCUCUCGGAGUGUUCCCGGGCUUCUUCCAGUCUUCGAGAGUUUAAAAGCCGUGUCUAGUCCUGAGGUUUCUCCCAACCCGAGCUCCCCGCGUCCUCGCAGUCCCACUCCCGCUCUCGCUCUCAUCCAGCUAGCCACCCAGCCACCCUCUUCUGCCACAAUGUCUCCCGCUUUGCUCUCUGAAGUUCCUGCUGUCGUCGAGGCACCGAGCGACCCCAAGGUCGAGGCUGCCGCCCGCGCCGCACCGUACUACAACGCGCGGCUCGACCCGGCCAACUACCUCGAGGGCCCGCUCUCGGAGAACCCCGCGACGCGGCUGAGGCAGCUGCUCGCCCGCCCCGGGAUCGUCACUGCCCCCGGAAUCUGUGAUGGAAUCAGUGCCCGUGCUGCUGUUGAGGCCGGUUUCGAGUGCCUGUAUCAGAGUGGGGCAGCCACGACAGCUUCUAGACUCGGCCAGCCGGAUCUGGCUAUUGCCACCUUGAACGACUUUGUUGGGGCCGCGGAGAUGGUCUGCAGUCUGUCGCCGACAACGCCAGUCAUCGCUGAUGCCGACACUGGCUUCGGUGGACCCGCGAACGUGGCGCGGACGGUCACAAAAUACGCCCGGGCGGGCGUUGCCGGCCUGCACAUCGAGGACCAGGUCCAGACGAAGCGCUGCGGGCAUCUGCUCGGCAAGCAGGUCGUCUCUCGCGAGGAAUUCGUCACCCGAAUCCGCGCUGCUGUGAUCGCUCGUGACAUGAUCCCCGGCGGAUCCGACUUUGUGAUCAUCGGCCGCACAGAUUCUGCGCAGGUCUUGGGCAUGGACGAGGCGAUCGAGCGGCUCAAGCUCGCUGCCGACGCCGGUGCCGACGUGUGCUUCAUCGAGGGUGUCAAGACGAAGCAGCUCUUGGAACGCACCGUCCGACUGCUCGCACCCAAACCCGUCCUGGUCAACGUCAUCUCUGGCGGCCUCACCCCCUCCUUCACAUCCAAAGAAGCCGAGGCCACCGGUGCCAAGAUCAUCAUCUUCUCGCUGGCUUCAUGUGUGCCGAUGAUGCACGCCGUUCGCGCUGCCAUGAAGUCGCUGAAGGAGACCGGCACCGACUUUGCCUGCGCACAGGGCAUGGGCCCGCGCGAGUUCUUCGAGGUGAUGGGCCUCGAGGAGGUGAUGACCAUAGAUUCCAAGGCUGGCGGGUCCGCGUUCGACUCCAUCUGAGCAUUGGCGCAUGUACCAUUGUACAACUAGAGCACCUGUUUUUAUAUACAUGAGGCAAUAUGGAGCCGAUUCUGUUCAACAAUUAUCUUGAGCUUGUGGGCAAGGCACAACCAGGAUGUUUCUAAUAUUCAGCCCUCCUGGUCAUCCACUGCUUCUUGCAUGUUCUGCGCCUCUAAAGGCUCGACAAGUAUGAUGAGCUCGCUAAAAUUCUCACAGCGUAAACGAACCCUCGCUCGGAACCUUGUCCCAUCCCAAAGCAGGCCCCCAGGUUCUCCACAUCCUGUCGACCACCCGAAGCUUAUCCUCCCGCUCCAUCGUCGUGCUCUCAAGAUCGGUCACAUCCUCCAAAAAGCCCUCUCGUAGCCUGGACCUCUUCGGCAGCCUCGACUCGGCAAAAGUUCGCAGGCGAGCCACAGAGAUGAGAAUCAUCCCGCUGCUCGUGUUGGGCCGCGCACGAUGCUUCGCCGUGAGAAGGCAUUCAAUCCGUCUACUUCCCCCUUCAGCGACAGACACGAACGGAGAACGAAGGGCUCACCGCAACGCCGCCCAGGCCGCUGCUCGUUGGAGCUUGCCUCCGUAUCGGCCGUCGCUGGGGCCGCUUCCGAGCAACGACGACAGAGACCGUCCGAGGACGAUCGUAAUAACCAUGGCGGGCGCCAGGCCGACGAACGCAAACGUCAGUUCUUGCGACUUGAGCAGUUUGUCGAUACCAGCGAGUGCCUGGUCGAUGUCGACCUUGGCUUUUUGAACUUGAAUGAACAUCGAGCGAAGUAGUGUGCCGGUCAGCGCUGACUUGACCGGCGAUUUGAUGUCUUCCUCGUACAACCGGAGGACGGGGGUGAGGUCCCCGACACGGAUCUUGGCGGAAAGUUCAGCGAGCUGCGUGGAAUUGUAGCGCAACUGAUCUUGGGCGAGCGACAAGGUCAUGCGCUCCAGCGACUGGGAUUGCCGUCAGAAGCUGCAUCAUCCAGGUUCGAGUGUGAGCCUACAUCCAAGUCUGCAACGACUCCUUCUUUCCUAACAAUCACACCAUCACCUCCUCCAGUUCUGACCGUGGUCAAUAUGUCCUUGAUCGGCUCGACCAGCGAGUUCUUGAUGAACCCUUGCGCGGUUUCCUUCGCGUCUAGUGCCAUUUCCCACAUAGAUGCCCGAGACACCCACAGCGAGCGGAUGGCAUAGAGGCUCAGAGGCGGCAACAAAAGCAGCUUCGGCCAGAUGAGCGUGAAACGCGACGGUCUGCUCAACUGGAGGAGCUCAGCUGCAUGCGCAGCGAUAUGGGCAGGGAGCAGUGAGCUCGACAACUUUUGGACAACGUUUUGCUCGUUCUCUGCUCGAAAAUCGCUAUCGGUCACGAUUCUAGCCAAUCCGUGCUGCAGGAAGGAGUUCUGCGAGGACGCUGAACUACGCAGGGCCGCCAAGUCACCCAGUUUGUCUGCCCUAUUGUCUCUCAGCUGUUCGAGCCGCUGCCGUUUGUAGCGGCACUCGUCGCGGGCAAGGCUGAGUGGCUGGCAUAUGCUGGACCAGAUGAGCGACGGGAUAUGCGAUCGAGGUGGUAACAUCGAUGAUGUCAUUGCUGUUCCGUCCUCAAGGUGAGGAAAGAGAGCCCGCGUCAAUGCCGAAGGCCUGAGUGCAGUCGAUGGAAACAGGCGGAUCAGUGACGAGGGCGAGAAAGACGCGAGGUUGAGAGGGAGAUGGUGUUC
Messenger RNA from Mycena citricolor, 4541 nucleotides. The record is from the annotation of a GenBank genome assembly. NCBI's taxonomy places the organism in Eukaryota, Fungi, Basidiomycota, Agaricomycetes, Agaricales, Mycenaceae.